Messenger RNA from Anoplopoma fimbria (sablefish), 3576 nucleotides. RefSeq names its product cadherin-24-like. Lineage: Eukaryota; Metazoa; Chordata; Actinopteri; Perciformes; Anoplopomatidae. Gene Ontology annotation, cellular component: catenin complex; plasma membrane; adherens junction. Gene Ontology annotation, biological process: cell-cell junction assembly; homophilic cell-cell adhesion; multicellular organism development. Bases 1 to 3576 code for a protein of 1191 amino acids. The record is from RefSeq and is a predicted model, not a curated record. Gene Ontology annotation, molecular function: calcium ion binding; cadherin binding. The transcript is spliced from 15 exons.
AUGUUCAGAGUGAAGCUGCCAGCAUGCGUGCAGAGCGGGAACAUGAACGGCGAAACGAAGAAGAAACCUGAACGCAAGAAGAUGGAUCGUCAUGAAACAACCCUCCAUAGCGGAGCGGGUGAUGAAAUCGCUCUGCCAAAUGCGGCAAUCGGACUAAAUGACAGAAGACCUAAUGAUUUUGACUUUAAGGACUCUUUAGCGACGCAAACUGUGAAGCUUAAACAUCUGGAACCAGCUGCCAAACCUCUAGCAGCCAAACAAUAUAAUAGCCUUAAACUCACCCUGGACCACGAGAGAAGAAGCUGUUCCACUAACGGAGAGGACGAAGGUGUAAUUAAAGCUCACAGUCCGGGUGUGGAGACAGGUGGAGGUGGCGUUCCACCUGAGAGGGUCUCUGCGUCCGAAGACGUCGGGUCAGAGCCUCGAACCCGCCGCCGGAGGAGCUGGCUCUGGAACCAGUUCUUUGUGAUCGAGGAGUACCGAGGUCCAGAGCCCGUGCUCAUCGGACGGCUGCACACGGACAUGGACCGAGGAGACGGACACACUAAGUACACGCUGGAGGGGGAGGGGGUGGGCUCCGUGUUUGUCAUCGACGGCAACACGGGCAACAUUCACGUCACCAAGUCUCUGGACCGCGAGGAGAAGGACCAGUACCGCCUCGUUGCCACGGCGACGGACCGCCAGACGGGCCGGGCCCUGGAGCCCUCGUCGGAGUUCGUCAUCCGGGUGCAGGACAUCAACGACAACCCGCCCAUCUUCCUGGACGAACCCUACGUCGCCGUGGUGCCGGAGAUGGCCAACAUAGGAACGUCCAUAAUCCAAGUCACGGCCAGAGACGCCGAUGACCCGACAUAUGGAAACAGCGCCCGGCUGGUGUACGCCAUCACUCAGGGCCAGGACUACUUCUCUGUUGAUCCUCAAACAGGUGUCCUGAGGACGGCGGUGCCCGACAUGGACAGAGAGACGCGGGACGAGUAUCUGGUGGUGCUCCAGGCCAAAGACAUGGGGGGGCAUCUGGGCGGACUGUCGGGGACGACCACCGUCACCGUGAGGCUGAGCGACGUCAACGACAACCCGCCUCACUUCAGGAGGAGUGCGUGGUCGUUCUCUGUGUCGGAGCUAGCAGCUCCAGGUGUGGAGGUGGGCCGUCUCUCCGCCGCCGAUCCUGAUCUAGGAGAAAACGCCCAGCUGGAGUUCUCCAUCCUGGACACGGAGGAGGCCGACAUAUUCAACAUCACGGGGAGAGACCAAGAGGCGGUCAUUGUGCUGAACAAGCUGCUGGAUUACGAGACCCGCAGCUCGUACACGUUCUCCGUGGAGGUGGCCAACCCCCUGGUGGACCCGCGGUACCUGAGGAAAGGCCCCUUUAAGGACCAGACCACGGUCCGGGUCAUGGUGCUCAACGCCGACGAGCCGCCGCGGUUCUCCCAGAGCCGCUUCCAUCUGGACGUGUCCGAGAACUGCCCCCCCGUCUGCUCCGUGGGCCGGGUGGACGCCGUGGACCCCGACACGGGACAGAGCAGCAACAUCAGGUACUCCAUCGAUCCCCAGUCGGACCCUGAGGCUCUGUUCCGCAUCGCCUCCGACACGGGCGUCAUCAGCACCGUGAUGGAGUUGGAUCGCGAGCAGGAGCAGUGGCACAACAUCACUGUCAUCGCCACGCAGCGGGGUAACGCCAGCCGCUCUGCCCUCGGGUAUCAUAUUUUUCUCUUUUCAGACAAUCCAAAUCUCGUGUCGAGGGUUGUGGUUGCCAUAGAGACGCUAGACCAGAAUGACAAUGCGCCGGAGUUGGACCGGCAGUACGCGACGUCUGUGUGUGACUCCAGUGCCCCCGGCCAGGUGGUCCAGGUUCUGCGAGCCAUCGACAGGGACCAGGGAGGACUGGACACCCCGAUCCACUUCAGCAUCCCCCCCGAGUCCAGCUCCGCCCUCAACCUCAGCAUCAGGGAAACCGGAGGUGUGACAGCCAGCCUGGUGCUCCAGUCGGCCCUGGAGCCCCUCCCCGGCUUCUCCUCGUCCUCGCUCGCCCUCUACGUGCCGGUGGUGCUGCGUGACGGCGCCUCGGGUCUGACCAACACGGCCACGGUCACCGUCACCAUUUGUCCCUGUCUGCGGGGGGGCAUGCAGACCGAGGACAAGGGGAGGCAGCGGGACAAGAGGUGGGAGAGGCACGCCGUUUGUCUCCCCGCGUCCUCCACCUCGCCCUCCCUCAUAUUCAGUCUGGUCACGCUGCUCGCCAUGCUGGCCUGUGUCACCACGCUGCUCGUGGUGUGUGCACUCUCGCUGUCAUUGCGCCAUCAGAAGCGAGACUCCCACUCAGCCUUCGAGGAGGAUGAUGUCAGGGAGAACAUCAUAUCCUACGACGACGAGGGGGGGGAGGCGGACACGGCGGCGUUUGACAUCACGGCGCUGCAGAGCAUGCACCGCAUACAGCACAUGCACAACAACAGGAACAUAUGGUACACCCAGCAGAAUCCUCCGAGGCCCAGGACGUACAGCUGGAGCCGGAACCCGAGGCCGGGCCUGGACCCCCAGCAGAGGCCCGGCUCAGCCCCGCUGUACGGACGCCUCUGCUACGGCAUCCACACGCUGCCCGUUCUCAGGGAUUAUUACCCCGUCGGGCCGCUGGAGGCCGGCGUGCAGCUCACACAGCUGACCCGAGGGCUCGCCGGAGGUCACGCAGGAGGUCACGCAGGAGGUCACGCAGGAGGUUACGCCGGCAGUUCCCUUGUCAUCCAGAACCAGAGCACCUUUGAGCCUCCGCGGCGCUCGCCACAGUCCAGUUACAUGACAGAGCACGUGCUGGCGGACAGAAAAGAAGGCGGUGAAGCUGCUGAAACACACGAGAUUAAGGAUCCGACAAAGAUAAUCCCAACAGAAGCGACAGAGUCGACACCAGCCGCCAACGCCGGCGAUCUGACCAGCUGUGACCCGAACGAGUCUUCAUGCCGGAGUCACACCAGCUCCUCGUCAAACCAGCAGGAGGGUCGUCCGGGGUCGUCGCAGACUCAGACCAGCACGGGCGCCACCAGCUGCACGCUGGACGACAUCGACACCGACUCCUCCAUCCCCUCCGUGUCAGAGAGGAACUUCUCUGAAAUGGGCUGUGUGAACCCUCAGCUUUACCUGAAAGGAGACACGUACAGCGUUGUGGGCUCGCUGAACCCGAACAGCAGAGAGGCGUGUAUGAACGGGUCCAGUGGCGGCGUUGGGUCGUACCCGACGGGAACGCAGCUACUGAGCAUGUGCGGCCUCCAGAGAAAGGACAUGACCCCUCUGCCCUUACUGGGGGGGAUGUUUGGCGACAGCAGAGGCUGGGCGGCGUGCGGGGCGGAGCCUGCAAGGGCAGAAGUCGCCGCCACCACCAACCCACAGCCCCUCCGCAUGGAAGACCUCCUGAACAUCCGUCUGGACCAGGUGACCUUUGACCUCUCGCAGCCGCCCUAUGACUCGCUGCAGACUUACGAGUUUGAGGGCCGCGACUCCAGGGCCGAGUCGCUGAGUUCACUGGAGAGCGACGGGGAGAAGGACGACGGGAGGUCGGGGUCGGCGGCGGGGGGGGGAUGGAGGAGCUGA